GAGGAGGUAAAAUUCAUAGAGAAUUUUUUUUAAAACCUAUAUCAAUCUCAAUUUUGUCCGCAAUGAAUUUCGAUAAAAAUAAUUGAUAAAUGAAUAUGCAGAUACCACAGAUACCAAAAUUUGCUAAAAUAGGGGUUUGUUGGGCUGCAAUAACAGGAGCAGGUGUAUAUGCAUUUAUAUUAUCAAAAAGAGACAUUGAAAGAAAACGUUUUGAGCACAUGAAAGCACGUGAACGGAUGCGAAAAUCUAAUAUUGGUGAAUACGAACAAUCGGCUCGUAAAUUUUAAAAUAAACAUUAAAAGUUAAUCGUACAAAUAAUUCAUUAAAAAUGGCACAACAAAUGCUUGAUGAAGAAAAAUUAAAAUUAAUCACGGAACUAGAAAUUGAAAUGAUGGCUGAUAUGUACAACCGUAUGACAAGUG
Chrysoperla carnea is the source of this 422-nucleotide messenger RNA. RefSeq lists its product as uncharacterized. The transcript is spliced from 3 exons. NCBI's taxonomy places the organism in Eukaryota, Metazoa, Arthropoda, Insecta, Neuroptera, Chrysopidae. The record is from RefSeq and is a predicted model, not a curated record. The coding region runs from base 90 to 287 and encodes 65 amino acids.